Molecule: messenger RNA, 759 nt
Organism: Lentinula edodes (shiitake mushroom)
Lineage: Eukaryota; Fungi; Basidiomycota; Agaricomycetes; Agaricales; Omphalotaceae
Exons: 3
Coding region: 1-759 (252 amino acids)
Molecular function (GO): RNA-DNA hybrid ribonuclease activity; nucleic acid binding
Source: RefSeq, a predicted model, not a curated record
AUGUCAACACAAGGCAGACUUCUCCUUAAUCUCUGCAAUGACCACCAUCUCACGAUUCUCAAUAGCUGCACCUCGUUACCUGGUACCCACUCUUCCAUGACAUCCUUCCAACACCGUCACAAUGCUCAAGGUCUCACCAUUACCUUAACUUCUGUAAUAGAUUACUUUAUAAUUACCCCAUUUCUCUUCCCUUUCGUAUCCAAGCUUAACGUGAGCCCUGAAUCAAAAUGGUCCGACCACUCUCCCAGCACCCUCGAAAUUAUCUCUCCUGGGGUUUCUCCUACGCGGAUUUCUUCCAGGACAGGAUACUUCACUCCAAACCUCGCUCCCACUAGUCUCAACUGCUCAUCUUACCGCUCAUGCUCCAAUGUGGGCCAACCUAAUGCCCAUGCUGGGUCAGGUGUCUUCUUCGGUAAUUCAUCUCAUUCACUAAACACCAUUGUGCAUGUCACGGGAAAACAAACUAACAACCGUGGCAAACUCUUGGCUGUCCUCAUCGCAAUCCAGAAAUCUCACACGAGACGCUGUCUCAAAAUAUUCUUGGAUUCCAAAUACGCCGUUCACGCUAUCGUCUACCAUGCUCCUGUCAAGUCCAUGCCUCGGUGCCCUACUCCGCCACUUGGUACUCCGAGAUCCACCGUUUAUUGUGAUCUUGUUCUUAUUGUUCUUUCUCACUACACAUUCCCUUUCUACCUAGUCUCUCCUUAUUGUCUUAUUCUCUACCCUGCAGGUACUACACAUAUAGCUCCUAGUAUUUAG